Molecule: messenger RNA, 3814 nt
Organism: Morone saxatilis (striped sea-bass)
Lineage: Eukaryota; Metazoa; Chordata; Actinopteri; Moronidae
Product: protein phosphatase 1H-like
Biological process (GO): protein dephosphorylation
Molecular function (GO): protein serine/threonine phosphatase activity
Source: RefSeq, a predicted model, not a curated record
GGCCGACGGACGCCCCGCCGCGACGCGCCACCAACAUGCUCACCCGGGUCAAGUCCGCCGUGGCCGGGUUCAUGGGUGGAAUCAUGGCCGGGGGCAGCUCCGGCGGAGGGGGCAACACUGGUUCCGAGCUGCCGAUGAAAUUCCCAUAUAUGAGACCUCAGUUCCUUGGACUGUCCCUGGAUGAGAUCGAGUGCUCCGCGGACCACAUAGCUCGGCCCAUCCUCAUCCUGAAGGAAACUAGGAGAUUACCGUGGGCCACCGGAUACGCUGAGGUUAUUAAUGCGGGUAAGAGUGCACUGAAUGAGGACCAGGCCUGCUGCGAGGUGGUUGUAGCGAGAAGGAGGCCAAUGAGCUACUGCCCUCCCUCCACGCCCAGCAAGACCCCCACGGCCAAGAGACGCAACUCCCUGCCCAACGGAGAGGGCCUGGGGCUCCGCAUGGAGCACGGCAAGCUGGGAGAGGACAGUGAGGGACUGGUGUUCCACUACUGGGCCUUGUUUGACGGACACGCUGGUUCAGGGGCAGCAGUUGUCGCCUCUCGCCUACUGCAGCACCAUAUCGCCUGCCAGCUCCAGGCCGUUAUCGAGAUCCUACGCAACCUAGCUUCCCUACCCCCGACCGUCCUGGGCGAGGAGCCCGAAAACAACCCCUACCUCCAGGGAAACACCCCAGGCCCUCAUCGAGCCCUGACCCGUGCCGCAUCGCUGCGCGGGGCCACUGGUACGCCGGGUUCCCCGAGCAGCACCCCGCCUCCCCCACGCUUUUUUACUGAGAAGAAGGUCCAGCAUGAGAGCUUGGUGAUAGGAGCCAUAGAGAACGCCUUCAAAGAGAUGGAUGCCCAGAUUGAGAAGGAGAAGCAAGUCUAUAACAUUACAGGAGGAUGUACAGCCCUCACUGUGGUUUACCUUCUAGGAAAACUAUACGUUGGGAAUGCAGGUGACAGCAGGGCUAUCAUUAUUAGAAACAAUGAGAUCAUUCCCAUGUCGACAGAGUUCACACCAGAAUCGGAACGACAGCGACUGCAGUUCCUGGGUUUUAUGCAGCCUCACCUGUUAGGAAAUGAGUUCACACACCUGGAAUUUCCCCGGAGAGUUCAGAGGAAGGAGGUGGGCAAGAGGAUGCUCUACAGAGAUUUCACAAUGAAUGGAUGGGCAUACAAGACCAUUGAGGAUGAAGAUCUCAAGUUUCCCCUAAUAUACGGGGAAGGGAAAAAGGCACGGGUGUUGGCCACCAUUGGUGUCACCCGUGGGCUCGGUGACCAUGACCUCAAGGUUCACGACUCCAACAUCUACAUCAAACCGUUCCUUUCCUGUUGCCCCGAGGUUACGGUAUAUAACCUGACGCAGUAUGAGCACGGGGCUGAUGAUGUGCUGGUAAUGGGAACCGACGGCCUCUGGGACGUCCUCUCUAACCAGGAAGUAGCCGAAGCCGUGACCACAUUCCUAGCCAACUGUGACCCUGAUGACCUGCACAGGUACACAAUGGCAGCACAAGACCUGGUGAUGCGAGCACGCGGCGUGCUGAGGGACCGAGGCUGGAGGAUCACCAAUGAGCGUCUGGGCUCCGGAGACGACAUCUCGGUCUUCAUCAUACCGCUCAUGUAUGGCAACCGUCAGCCCUGAGGAGCCCCGACAGAGAUGCUGCGGUUCAAGGACCUGAAGGGCAUGUAGGCUCUUAAACCAACAGGACUGAUUAGUCCUGGACUUCAGUUUCCUUAAUGCCGUUUGCACAUUUCUUUUCCUUCUUAGACCAAGGAUAUACACAUAAUUGGAUAUUUAUGUUGGUGUUUCAUAUCUCUAUAGGAGUUCAUAAUUGGUCAGCCACCAAAUUUGGCUGCUCAGGGGAACUACAGUCAGCAAUGAUUUAUUCAUUUUCUAAAGCCUCAAAAAUCAUAAAACCUCCGAGGUGAAAGUUUAGACACAUGGUAAUUUAAUUUGCCAAAAGUCAAAGCUGUCAAGAAAUAAUUUGGCCUGUAUAAAGUAGAUAAAAGUGACGGAGCAACGUUGUUAGUGAAAGCAGUUCCGUAGAGGUUGACUGCCCCUGAACUUCUCCAGAGAUGUAAAAGCUGAAAUAGGCGAAAGUCUCUUCCAAAGUGAAGAAAAGACCCUCUUCUUUCUGUCCUUCUUACCUCUCUUACAGUGCUGUACAAUACUUGGAUCAAAUUCCUUCUAUUUCAGUCUUUCCUGUACUGUACAGUUAACUUGUUUGUGAAGAAAAUACCUCCUUCGUCUUGUGACCAUGGACCGAGCUGACAGGUCAGCUUAGUUUUCUGUUUUGCCACAGUGUGGCUUUGAAAGAGUCCCUUGCUGAAGAACUGCGUCCAGAUUGCUUUUCAGAUUACAGACUGAUGGCGAAAGCCUGUUGUCACAUAGAGAGUUGGGAGAGGGUGAGGGGGGGUUUACCUCUGUUCUACGAUGUAAGCAUUUUUCUGUGAAAGUGCACAACUGACCAACGUGGAACGCAAAAGGAAAGAGACUAGGACCUGAAGUUAACCACCUCAUAGAAGCAAGGCAGAUCAGGAAUCAGUUUUACUGUAAAAACAUAUGAGCCUGUGUGGCCUGUAUGAAAUCUCAAAGAUCAAUCAGAAUGUCCAAAAAAAACUCAAUCAGAUCAAUCAAAAACAAACAAACAGCCAAUCGAUUAAUCUGCUGGUCAUCAGUGAGUUUGUUUUAAGUGAUUAGCAGUCGUUGUUAGGCUGUUUUUAACUAUUUCGCGAUUUAACAUGAGUCUAUGAAACAUCCAUGCUUCAACAUUUAGGGAAAUGCAAUUAUUUGCUUUUUGCUAAGAGCUAAGAAGAUCAAUACCACUCUCAUAUCUGUGCAUUACAUAUGAAGCUAUAGCCAGGGGACAGUUAGCUUAGCUUAUCUUAAGACUAGAAGCAGGAGGAGAAAUAGCUAGCUUGGCUUUGUCUAAAUCAUUUUUUAAAAAAGCUCUCUAAACUCGAAUGAAACGUUACGUUAUAUCUCUUCUUUUUUUUGUCAGUGAAACAGCCAUAACUGUAACAAAAUCUGUCUAUGAGCCCCUCUAGAGUUCAAUAAUUAGCAUGUGAUAUGUCUUUUGUCCCCGUUGUUUGCUAAGACAGUUGGAUAAAGCAGUAACUUCUAAGCUAACUUACUGUAAGCUAAUGGUUUCUAGGCUGUAGCUUCCUGUUUAAUAUACAGAUAUGAAAGUGGCAUCAGUUACACAAGCUAAACCGAACAUUUGAAAACUUUGUGAAAAUUGAGUUAUCAAGAAACCCUUUUUACAUGUAGCAAAAUGCUAGAUUUGAUGACUUGUACAUCAGUGUACUCGCACUUUAGGCUGACCCACAUCAUUAACCAAGGAGCUGUGAUAUAUGAAAUGGUGAAGAGGCCAAUAUUCCCUGCAGCAGGGAGGAUUGAGUAAAAUUCAUAACCGUGAGCAUGAAAAACAAUCAAAGUCAUGGUGAACAGAAGUUUCACAGAGAAACUGAAAGCUUUUUUUUGCUUUAACAUGUUUGGCAUGUUUCAGAAGCUUUAGUCGCUUGAUACAGAUCACGUUUGUCUUCAGAGGGACAGGUUUGGGAGUAAUGAUGUGUGAUUUACUGUGUGUCAGUGCAUGCAGUGACAUAUUUUAGGCCUGGGAAUAUGAGCAACGGUGCAAUGGUUUACACUGCUGUUUGUUUUUAUAUGGACUGAAUUUGUAUUUCUGUAAUGUAUCAAAAGUUAGUGACAAUGUCAUUUUGUUUGUAAAUGUGCAGAUACCAUGCAUAUAUUUAUUAGGUUGUUUUUUCUUUUUAUCGUUAUUAGCAUCCCCGACAUUUAGCGUAAGAGCUAAGGGUGCGAUUUGUCGUAAA